CAAGGCUCUGGGAACCUGAGCAGCAACAGACCCAUAUCAACCCUCAUGCAGUAUGGGAAAAGGGACAACCGGGUAGAGCGACAAAAUGACUGUCUCCUUAGUCGUACUGAGCCCUGCUACCAAGUUGUAUGACUGGGAUGAGCAGGUUUCGUCUACAGCACAGCAGGAGACACGGGCUCCACUGGACGGUGGCUCCACCAAGGAGACACGCCAUCGUAUAGACGAGGGAAAAAGACAUCGCCAAUAAGUCAGAUCUCGAAAAAAGAAACGCAACAGAGACGGUCACAAUAAGACAACUUGAGGGUUAUCUAGAUAUAGAGCAUAUAGACUGACUCCACACACCGGAGUAUCAGGAUGAAAAUCCGCGUGAUGCAGAUCUGGGGCUUCCUGAUGACAGUGCUGGGCUGGAUCUUUGUGGCAUGCACCAUGGCCAUGGAGGGCUGGAAGGUCACGUCCAUCGGGGGCAUGGGCGGCUCGGCUGUCAUCAAGGUGGCCUGGUACUGGUCUAACCUGUGGAAGGCCUGCUUCACCGACUCCACUUCUGUCACCAACUGCCAAGACUUCCCUGUGCUCUGGUCCGUGGACAACCACAUCCAGAUUGUGAGGGGCCUGCUGAUGGGUGCUCUGUCUGUGGGGAUGUUGGGGUUCGUACUCAGUCUCAUUGGGAUGGAGUGCACCUUCCUCGGGGGCAAGGACAAGUCGAAGUACAGGAAGCUCUUUACUGGAGGAGUCUUUCACAUCAUCAGCGGCUUUCUGGCUGCGUCGGGAUAUGCUGUCUACGCAAAAUACGUCUCCGGGGAAUAUUUCAACCCCUAUUUUGACGGAUUAAAGUUUGACCUGGGGACUCCUCUGUUUCUUGGCUGGGUGGGAUCAGCUUUCCAUAUGACAGGGGGUUGGUUCUACUUGGUCUCUGUGUGCAAACUGCUCUGUGGGGAUGAGAGCAAAACCAUAAUCAUCCCUGAACUUCCCGAGGUUGAGAGCGACCAGGCCAAGUCCACCACACCACAGUCCCCAGUAUCCCAGAUCACCUCAAAGAUCAAGGGUUCAUCUGCAUCUAAGAUCCCUUCCAAAGCUGCACACUCAGAUGUGUCUGCCAUCUCCUCGAGGUCUGGUCGGUCCGGUCGCGCGUCCAAAUCAGAGCGGUCUGGGCGGUCCUCAAACUCCGUGCAGUCCUCGUAUUCUGGCGGUGGGUCUUUGACGUCUGGUCGUUCAUCGAGGUCAAGGUCUCAUGGGUCAGUGCACUCCGAGGUGAGCAACGGCAGCAGUGCUACAGUGUCCUCUUUAUCCAGUGGGUCAAGGAAGAGCGAGAGAGAACCGUUUAUCAAAAACUCCUACAUAUGACCUGGUUCUGUUCAAGUAUGUGUGAUUUUGACCGGAUUGAACUGAAGUAACAAUUGUAUAUACUGUAUAUGAUGAUUAGGGCUGUCAGAGUUAAUCCGUUAACUUUAUGGU
Molecule: messenger RNA, 1452 nt
Organism: Oncorhynchus gorbuscha (pink salmon)
Lineage: Eukaryota; Metazoa; Chordata; Actinopteri; Salmoniformes; Salmonidae
Product: claudin-10-like
Exons: 5
Coding region: 355-1341 (328 amino acids)
Biological process (GO): cell adhesion; bicellular tight junction assembly
Cellular component (GO): plasma membrane; bicellular tight junction
Molecular function (GO): structural molecule activity
Source: RefSeq, a predicted model, not a curated record